AUGCGCACUUCUUGGCCUUUUCAUACUUGGGGGCUUGACUUGAUCGGAACUGUUCACCCACCUUCCAACGGCUAUAUAUGGAUUCUUACAGCCACUGAGUAUUCCACAAAGUGGGUUGAGGCGGUUCUUCUUUGGAAGGCCACGGGGGAUGCAAUUGCAAAUUUCAUCCAUGAAUACAUCGUGUGCAGGUUUGGAAUCCCAUAUAAGAUCGUCAUCGACAAUGGCACCCCGUUUUUCAACAAGCAAGUAAGUUCGACACUUAGUGGCUAUGGUGUCAUGCAUCGUCGCUCCUUGCCGUAUUACCCACAAGGAAAUGAUCAAGCGAAGGCCACAAAUAAAACUUUAUUAAGGAUCCUCAGCAGAACGGUCUACAAGUAUGAAUGA
Molecule: messenger RNA, 384 nt
Organism: Prunus armeniaca (apricot)
Lineage: Eukaryota; Viridiplantae; Streptophyta; Magnoliopsida; Rosales; Rosaceae
Source: the annotation of a GenBank genome assembly